Molecule: messenger RNA, 2391 nt
Organism: Brassica rapa (field mustard)
Lineage: Eukaryota; Viridiplantae; Streptophyta; Magnoliopsida; Brassicales; Brassicaceae
Product: dynamin-related protein 4C
Source: RefSeq, a predicted model, not a curated record
UUUAUGGAUAUCCCCGGGCCUAAUGGAUAAUCCGAGUACGUUUGUAGUUUCUAAAAUUAGUUAAGGCUAUAAAGGACAUUACAAGCAUUUUAUGUUGAACGAAAAAUUAAAAUAAAUAGUUGUUUUUUAUAACCAAGUCUUUGGUUGCCAAAAUUAGGGCGUACUCAAAAUCGAAUUUCGCAUUCAUUGGUUUCACUAGGUUUCGCGUUCAUCGUGAUUUCACAAGCUCUGUCUCGCCAUCCAUGGCUUCUCGAUGCGCGUUUCAUCAGGGAUUCGAAAGCCGCAGUUUCAUUACGAUUUCGCGAUUCUCCGUCUCAUUUUCUCCCCUGAUGAAAGGAAUUGGGGAAAUCGCAUUUCGCAGCACUACGAGAUCUCCGUCUAUCGUCGAUGGUGGAUCUGGAUCUGGUCGGCGAAGGAGAGAACCCUGUCGAGAGGGGAGAGGAGUCAUCGCAAUACCGACGCGGUCCCGGUUCAGGCUGAGUUGGGCCUGUGAGUGUUUGGACCAAUUGGCUGAGUUGGGCCUGUUAGUGGGCCUGUUGCCGCCGAUUUAUAUAUAAUCAAUAAAUACGAAGAAUGUCUCUACCAAUGUGCCGUUAUUGCGGAAGUUCGUCUGCGAUCAACUACUGCUGGGUUGCGCGACAACCCAGGAUCUGUUACGGACGCAGUAAUGAUUAUGCGUAUCAGACUCGUGGUCACCUCCAGAGUCCUAUCUGUCAAUUCUGUGGACAGAACCCUGCCUUAAUUGCAUGCUAUCAAGAGAAUCUCAAGCUCUGCUACCAGUGUUUUGUGAAUCACCAGAUAUGUGUUCCUGCUCUUCACACAGUGCACGUUAUCCCUUUUUCCUCUCACAUGGUAUGCGCUCAACCUAUAGGAGCCCUUGGUAAUAGAGCAGGACGUGGUGCAGGAGAACGCGGACAAGGAGGGGGAAGGGGACAUGACAGCGAUGGAGGAAAUAAAAGACCACGGACUGUCAUCGGCCCAGAGAUGCCGCUGCUGCAACUUCUUGACAAGCCUGGACCUAGUCAGCCUCAUAGUCAUCGUCAAGCAGGAAUCAUGAACUUGGAUCUUAUGUUUCACCAAAGUACUCUCGCUGCACUUGAGGAGCAAAUUAUAAGAUCAUAUGGUGGAACCCGAUUGCCCAGGGGACUAGGCAUUGGAACUCGGCUUCCUCUGCUUAUUAAUCUUCAGCAUACUUCUAGCAGUGAAUCCAAUUCGAUUGAGAAUUGUAUCACCGAUGUCAUCGCUGGAUCCACUGGCGUUUCAGGAUCUACUGGAGGAGCAUUGUUGGCACUCAUGAAGGCUGCAAAAGAAUCACUUCGAAAGAUCCUAGUCCUACGAGAUUUCUCCGAGUACCCUCUUGAUGGAAACAUGCACUGCACCGAUCGCUUUGCUGUUAUGUUUAGCGGCUAUUUGGAUGAUGUGGAAGCGCAGCAUGAGAACGUGGCUGAGUUCUUGACAAAGGAGUUAAAGUAUCUAGAUGCCUUUGGGGAUGUCGACAUGCCCGAGGAGGUUAUGUCCAGAUCAAUAUUCACGGCAAUCCUCUCGCAGCUUCUGGAUGAAAUUCACCCGAAGCCUGCUGAUUUAGUCAGUGGUGUAUGGGACUACGUUGAAGCUGUUCUCUCAUUGGUCAUCACCAAAUAUUCAGACAAUUUUCCACAGAUUCAGUCUUCCCUCAAACGAGCUGGUCAAAGUCUUAUCAGCAGGAUGAAGGAACAAUCAGGGAACCGGGUUGCUGAAAUCCUUGAGACAGAGAAGCUGACUGAUUACACAUGUAAUCGGACCUACAUGACUUCGUGGACUGAGAAGAUGAAUGAACAACAAAGCUUCAUCAAUGCUGUUCUGCACGAUGGUAGCAAACCUGCCUACUUCUCUUUAACAGGAUUCGGUGAUGUUCAGAUUUCGCAUCUACGCAAGUAUCACGCUCAUUUACUGCAAAAGGCGUUUGGAUUGAAGAUGAGGAUUGCAGCCUACUGGCCUCUCGUCUCGCAGAGAAUUGUUGACAGCAUUUCAUUGCAUCUUCAGCUCUCUGUGAAUUAUCUGGUCAACAGUCGCUUCGAGACAGAGAUCUUGGCUGAAAUGGUGGAUUUUUGGGGUGGUGGAAGAGUUGAGAGGAUGCUGCGAGGUGGUGAGCUAGAGAAGGAGGUAAUGGAGAGCAGUAUCGGCCUCUUGAAGGACACUGUUGACGUCGUUUAGCUAUUUCCUCUUGGUUUAGACUAAAUUGGCUUUGGCUUUCGCAAGUUUGUGUUCUGAGUCGGUUUGAUUACUUUUCUGAUGUCUUUUUUUCCUUCUUUUUGGCAAGUGAUUGUUAUCGAUCUUUGUAUGCACAUAUCAAUGAUUCAAACUUGACGAUUGUAUAGUUUCCAUACAAUAUUUGAAGUCCUCGUUAUUGUA